Tarenaya hassleriana is the source of this 918-nucleotide messenger RNA. Its product is annotated as early nodulin-like protein 3. Gene Ontology annotation, cellular component: plasma membrane. Bases 97 to 738 code for a protein of 213 amino acids. Gene Ontology annotation, molecular function: electron transfer activity. The transcript is spliced from 2 exons. Lineage: Eukaryota; Viridiplantae; Streptophyta; Magnoliopsida; Brassicales; Cleomaceae. The record is from RefSeq and is a predicted model, not a curated record.
CCGCACCAUCUCUCCCUUCAUCUCAAAAACCCGAAAACAAACACUCAAAUAUCUCCAUUGGUCAGCUUCUUCUUCUUCUUCUUUGAUCAGCCCAAAAUGGCCAGAGUUCAACAGAAGAACACGAUCUGUGGGUUUGGCCUCUUGUGUCUUUUCGUGAUUGUUCAAAGGGCUUGUGCUCGGGAGUUCAUGGUCGGAGGAUCGAAGGGUUGGACCGUUCCCUCGGAUUCUCAGAUGUUCAAUCAGUGGGCCGAGCACAACCGCUUUCAGAUCGGCGACUCUCUAAUGUUUGUUUACUCACCGAACCAAGACUCAGUGCUCCAAGUAACAAAGGACGACUACAAUGCCUGCAACCCGAACUCCCCCAUCGCGAAAUUCACCGACGGGCACACAUCCUUCGCGUUCAAUAACUCGGGACCUUACUACUUCAUCAGCGGAAGCAAAGAGAAUUGCCAAAAGAACGAGAAGAUCUUAGUGAUUGUAAUGGCAGAUAGAACUAAGAGUACACCUGUUUCUCCUUCUCCGUCUCCUUCAACUCCAGGGACCGCUCCCUCGGGUGCAAUAGAGCCUUCUCCGCCCGCUCCCGGAACAGUCGAGAUCACCCCGACGCCUCCUCCGACCCCCGAGUCGCCUAAAAACGCGGCAGCAUCUUCGUUUUCGGGUCCUUACUCUCUGUUCCUCACCUCCAUUGGAUCUCUUCUUGGAGUUGCUAUGGUAAGCUCUGCUGUUGUACCUUUCUAACGCUUGUUCCUUGGUUUUUAUUUUCUUCUGCUUAUGCUUUUGUUGUGUGAAUGAUGUUUUAUUAUUAUUAUUUUUUCAUUUUGGUGGACUGUUUAUAAAUUUGGCGUGUUUUGUUGUUGUAACUAUUGUUAUUGUUCUCAUGGAAAGGAAUAAAAUGCACCCUUUAUGGGAUGUUUAUCA